AUGAAUAAUGACCUGACCUGGCUGCACGAUACGACCCUAGACUGUCAUUUGCCCGUCUUGGUUUGGCAUCCACAGCACGCGGAGAAAGAAACGUACGCGGAACUCGCACGUCGCCGGCCCUCAAUGAAGCCACAGAUUGCACGUGCUUGUAUGCAUGCAGACUACCAGGUUCUGUUCGAUGAGCUGAAUCCCACCCCCGAUGUAUGGCUAUGGCUCGAAGCAGAACGCUGCGAGAAUACCUGUUAUCUUGGAAGAAUCGAGCAUGCGGCAUCUGAAUUGGGAAUUGACUUAGAUGCACUCUGUGUCACACCCACCCCGCACCCGGAUGUCACAGAGAAGGAGUGUUGGCCCAUGCGCAUCCUACAACAAGAGAUGAGACCGCAGGACGGAUCACAGUCUCAUACACUGUAG
Penicillium canariense is the source of this 411-nucleotide messenger RNA. RefSeq lists its product as uncharacterized. The record is from RefSeq and is a predicted model, not a curated record. Bases 1 to 411 code for a protein of 136 amino acids. Lineage: Eukaryota; Fungi; Ascomycota; Eurotiomycetes; Eurotiales; Aspergillaceae. The transcript has a single exon.